Molecule: messenger RNA, 1338 nt
Organism: Impatiens glandulifera
Lineage: Eukaryota; Viridiplantae; Streptophyta; Magnoliopsida; Ericales; Balsaminaceae
Product: protein trichome birefringence-like 41
Exons: 6
Coding region: 120-1217 (365 amino acids)
Cellular component (GO): Golgi apparatus
Molecular function (GO): O-acetyltransferase activity
Source: RefSeq, a predicted model, not a curated record
AUUAGAUGCUGCCCCCAUGCCUACAUAGGAAGUAAUAACUUAUUAAAGAAAAUUUGAAAGGUUUGGAACAAGUAAAGAAAAUAUCACUUUUGAAGAGAGAAAUAGACAUUCAGAUUUAGAUGAUGGCGGAUUGCAGGUUCGGGUUGAAAUUAGUAGGAUUGGUUGUUGUUCUAAUUGUUAUUGGAUUUGAAGAAAAAGUUGUGAAUGGGAUUAAUCCGAAUGGAAAGACGUGUGAUUUCUUUCAAGGGAAUUGGGUUUUGGGUUCGUCUUAUCCUGUUUACAAUUUCACAACUUGCCCAUUCAUUGAGCAUGAAUUCAAUUGCCUGAGAAAUGGCCGCCCAGAUUUUGAUUAUCUCACUUAUCGCUGGCAACCCCAUGCCUGUAAUCUCUCCAGAUUCGACGGUAAAAAAUUUCUAGAGAAAUUCAAAGGAAAGAGUUUCAUGUUUAUUGGAGACUCUCUUAGUCGAAAUCAAUGGCAGUCACUCACUUGUAUGCUUUACACUUCGAUGCCCAAAGUUAAUUACACCAUCGUAAGACAAGGCGACAUCUCAAUUUUCACUUUCACGGAUUAUGGAUUGAAAGUGAUGUUGGAUAGAAAUGUGUUCUUAGUAGAUGUUGUGCGUGAGAAAAUCGGUAGAGUGUUAAAACUCGAAUCCAUCUCGGGCAGCAAGUUAUGGAAAGGGAUUGAUUUCCUUAUCUUCAAUACUUGGCAUUGGUGGAACCGUAGAGGACCUUCUCAACCAUGGGAUUAUAUUGAAGAUGGAAAUAAACUAUACAAGGAUAUGGAUAGAUUGGUAGCAUUUGAGAAGGCACUAGUGACAUGGUCUAAAUGGGUUGAUGAUAACAUUGACCCGACCCGGACUAAUGUUUUCUUUCAAGGGAUUUCUCCUUCCCAUUACAAUGGUACAGGCUGGGGUGAACCUAAAGUUGGGAGUUGUAAGGGGCAGGAUAAACCAUUGUUGGGGUCGAGUUUUCCGGGAGGGUUACCACCCGCGGUAGGGGUGUUGAAGAUGGUUUUGAGCAAGAUGAAGAACAAGAAGUUAGUGACACUUCUUGACAUUACUAAUCUUUCACUUUUACGAAAAGAUGGUCAUCCAUCCAUCUAUGGUCUUGGAGGUCCUACAGGGAUUGAUUGCAGUCAUUGGUGCCUAGCCGGUGUCCCUGAUACUUGGAACCUUAUUUUUUUCAAUUUAAUCCUAGGUCCUAAUAGUUUAUAAGUGAAAUGGAGUUCAAUUUAUACUUACUUUUGAUGAAAGAAGGUAAAAUUGUAGUUAUACCCAUGAACUUAAUUUGUGUCAUUGGAUUUCUAAUUGUAUUGACAAGGUAUAUUUAAGGUAA